Messenger RNA from Hydra vulgaris (swiftwater hydra), 886 nucleotides. Lineage: Eukaryota; Metazoa; Cnidaria; Hydrozoa; Anthoathecata; Hydridae. The record is from RefSeq and is a predicted model, not a curated record.
AUAAUCAAUAGCUCAUGUUAUUUUAGUGCAAUCUAUGGAAGAAAUGUGUAAGAUUUUAGAUUGUAUUGAUUAUUAAACUUUUUAUUUGUUACUGUAAUACUCAUGUUUUAUUUAAUUUUUUAAAAUAUCACUUUACAUAGAAAAUGUUAAUAAAAUUGUUUUUUCUCUUUAGUUAAUAAUUUUUUAAAGAAGAUGGAGGAGCAAUCCUGUAUGAAAAUACCUUUAACUUUAUAAAUUUAUAAAUUGGUUCUUUCCAAAAAAUAAUUGAUUAUAUGCAUACAUAUGGUGGUGGUAUACACAUCACCAUAUUAUCCCGAACACCAUCAUUGUCAAUGGCAGCAGCUGCCACAACUCCUGCAACAAUAACAACAACAACAACAACAGCAUCUUCGUCAUCAUCUGCUACAAGUGCAGCUGCUGCUGAUUUGUCAUAUGAGGCUUUUAUAGCCUACAGGAGGAGUCAACCAGGACCCAUAUCCUACAGGGCCCAUAGGAUAUGGGUCUCAAAUAAUGGGGCAGAUCUCCCCUCUUUUCGUUGGGGGAGAAGAAAAAGAAAUGGGAGGGGGGGGGGUGUUACGUAUAAUUAUAAUUAUAAUUGAUUAUACAAAAUAUAUACAAAUAAAUAAAAUAAAAUUUUACAAUAAGCACUGUUGUUUUUCUUUACCCUUCCUAAGAUAAAUUUUGCCAAUGUUGGAAAUGAUUUUAAACAAUAAAGGCGUUUAUGACUUUUUUAUUUAACAUAUGGGUGCCUUACAGUAAAAAGUACCAAUCUUCUGAGUUACUGAUACAGUUGCAUAGAGUCAGGAAUAAGUCACAAAAUAAAACAAAAAUUAGCUUGAUAGCAUCAUUUUUAAAAGUUCUACAUAGUUUUUCAUGGAAGUGUUUU